GCGGCCGGGCCUCCGAGCGGCGGCGGCGGCGGCGCCUCGGCCCCCGGCUCCCGGGGGGAGCCCCGCGCCCGGCGCGGAGGAAGCGGCGGCCGCGCGUCCCCAGCCGCGCGCGCCAUGUCGGCCGGGCCCCCCAAGGCCCUGCCGUCCACGGGGCCGCACUCCCUGCGCGACCUGCCGCACCCGCUGGCCGGCUCCAGCAGCGAGGAGGCCGUGGGCGGCGACAGCACCCCCAGCCCGGACCUGCUGAUGACCCGCAGCUUCGGCGACAAGGACCUCAUCUUGCCCAAUGGCGGGACCCCAGCGGGCACUUCAAGUCCGGCUUCUUCGUCUUCUCUUCUCAACAGACUCCAGCUGGAUGAUGACCUUGAGGGCGAGACCAGAGAUCUCUUUGUCACGGUGGAUGACCCCAAGAAGCACGUGUGUACGAUGGAGACCUACAUCACCUAUAGGAUCACCACCAAAAGUACACGGGUGGAGUUUGACCUCCCGGAAUAUUCUGUUCGUCGAAGAUACCAGGACUUCGACUGGCUGAGAAACAAGCUCGAAGAGUCCCAGCCCACUCAUCUCAUUCCCCCUCUUCCUGAGAAAUUUGUGGUGAAGGGUGUGGUGGACCGUUUCUCAGAAGAGUUCGUGGAGACCAGAAGAAAAGCUUUGGAUAAAUUCCUGAAGAGGAUCACGGACCACCCCGUACUCUCUUUCAACGAACACUUGCAUGUCUUCCUGACGUCCAAGGACCUGAAUGCCCACAAGAAGCAGGGGAUGGCGCUGCUGACGCGCGUGGGCGAGUCGGUCCGGCACGUCACCAGCGGCUACAAGCUGAGGAGUCGGCCCCUGGAGUUCGCAGCCAUUGGGGAGUACUUGGACACGUUUGCGCUCAAGCUGGGAACCAUUGAUCGCAUCGCCCAGCGGAUCAUCAAGGAAGAAAUAGAGUACCUCGUGGAGCUGAGAGAGUACGGGCCCGUGUACUCCACGUGGAGCGCCCUGGAGGGGGAGCUGGCCAGACCCCUCGAGGGGGUGUCCGCGUGCAUCGGCAACUGCUCCACAGCCUUGGAAGAACUGACGGACGACAUGACGGAGGACUUCCUGCCCGUGCUCAGGGAGUACAUCCUCUACUCCGACUCCAUGAAGAAUGUUCUGAAGAAGAGGGACCAAGUGCAAGCCGAGUACGAGGCCAAGCUGGAAGCCGUAGCCCUGAGGAAGGAAGACCGGCCCAAGGUGCCCUCGGACGUUGAGAAAUGCCAGGACCGGAUGGAGUGUUUCAACGCCGACCUGAAGGCCGACAUGGAGCGCUGGCAGAACAACAAGCGCCAGGACUUCCGGCAGCUGCUCAUGGGGAUGGCGGACAAGAACAUCCAGUAUUAUGAGAAGUGCCUCAUGGCCUGGGAGUCCAUCAUUCCACUGCUGCAGGAGAAGCAAGAAGCCAAGUGACCUCCCACUCGGGACAGACACUCUUCCACCUGCGGUUCCAGAAUAUUCCUGCCGUGCCAGAGAGGUGAUGCUGGGAAGACAACUACAGAAACAUCUCUCCGUGUGUGUGUGUGUGUGUGUGCGCGCGCGCGCGCGUGCGUGUGCGUGUGUGUGUGUGUGUGUGUGUGUGUGUGUGUGUGUGUGUGUCCCUCCCCCUCUCCUUCACCUGUCACCUCUUCCCAGCAAGAGUUUCAUGCCUCGGUGGAGUCUGCCAGGCAAAGUCUGAUCAUCUCUCCAAAAGACGGCAGACAUCCGUGCUGAGGCGGCGUCUGCCCUGCGAACACCUACCCAGACUCGAACUCCAGAGUCGGGACCACCUGCGCUGACGUGCCAGCCCCUCCGCCCUGGAGUCCACAAAGAUGCGCAUCAGGGAAGAGAACCCAGCAAGGCAGGAACGGAGGGGCGCGUGGCUCUGCCGGGGGUCUCCACAGGCACGGACAAGGCUCGGGCCGGAAGGCGGUGCCGGGUCCCCGUCACGGGAAAUCCUUCACAGACCGAGGCCUGUGCCUGCCCACGCUGCAUGGCCCUCCCCUGUGUUCGGUUUCAUGGUUCCUGCGGGGUCAGCCUCGACCCCUGUCUCUGCGUCCAGGCCCCAGUGAGCCAGCUCGUCCUGGUGAUGCCCUCAGGAGACUGAAGGCUCGACAGCGUUCCCCAAACUUGUGUCUUGACUAGAGAAUGCAGUAGGAUGAUGGAACUGUGUUCGUGUAAAAGGAAAAAAAAAAAGGUGCAUUUUUUUUUUCUCUGUGAAGUUCUUCAGUGUUUUUUUCAUUAGCUUGUUCAGUGUCAUCGGGGCGGAGAUGAAGCCCGUGGUCUGUGGGCACAGGUCACGCCCCACCUUUCGUGUCUGCUUCGUGCAACUUGCCUUGACCGCACCAAAAAUUCCUAGUUCGAUGUUUCCUCCAGUGUCCCUAGGAGGCUCGGGCGCCCUCUUGGCGAGAGAGCGCCGUGUUGUCGCGAUGUGUCAGCUCCUUGUGAAUGUUCUACAUGAAGUGCUUUAACUCUCCAUGAUCCUGGCCAGGAAGCAAAGUCAGAGCCUGGACGGGCCUUGCCGACAGCGCAUGCUGCAGUGAACUCUUUGCUUUUUCUUGAGCUGCACGUCUAGCUGCAGCCAAGCUCCUGGGGGUACCUGGCUGCCACUAGAAUCAACAUUUCAAACUCUUAUCAGCAGGGGGACUCCUCUUCUUUCUUUCAUUUUUUUUUUUAUUUUUCUUUCUUUUUAUUAUUAUUUUUUUUUCCUGGGCCAUGCCCAGCAGUGCUCAGGGGCUAUUUCCAGCUCUGUGCUUGGGGGGGGUCACUUCUAGUGGUGCUCAGGGGACCAUACAGGACGGGGGACCAAACCCAGGUCUCCUGCAUGCAAAGCCUGUGCUCAGCCCAUUGAGCUAUUUCCCCACCCCCCACCCCCACCCCCUGGCCCUACCUAUCACAAUUGUUUUCACAAAUCAACACAACAGCCACAAAAAAAGGACCUAAUUCCCAACUCACCCUUUUACUCCUGGCAGGAAGCAAUGCCUGUUUUGUUUGCGGUCCCUCCUCUUGGGGCGCAUUCCUUUCAAAGAACCUGGAUCUCAACUCAGCAGCCUCAGCAGCGGGUUUUCUUGUUUUUGUUGUUUUUAACGGACCACCUGUGAGCAUCUUCACCUGCAAAUACCAGCUGCCAGGGACAGACGGCCUUCAUUCCCCGUGCAGCUCCAGAGAUGUGAGCUUGUGGAGACCACAGCCGGGAGUCGGGGGGCGCCCCCCACAGCAGCCCUGGCCCACAAAGGUCUGGUUCUGCCCCCCCACCCUAUUGGAAAGCAUUGCCGUUUCACAGCCGGUAUCAGUACCCAAACUGGUACUUCUUGGUGUGGUUUUAGGCCCCAUUCUAACGUGCCACGGUGAUAGCGGAUCAUGAGUUUGGUACCAUUCGCAGUACCGGACUGAAGCAAAAGGGUAAGAACAGGCUAGCUGCCCCGAGUGGUGAUUCGUGCUUCAUUCUACCUUUACCAUUGCGUGGGUGCGGGGACGGGGGACGGGGCGGCUCCCUGAGAGUUUGCAGGUGGACUCAGGAGGCGGAGGGCUGUACGCCUCCUGGGGGGGGGGGCACGGUCCUCUCUCGUAGUAUUUGGUAGGAGGCAGCUGGUGACCCAGAAGCAGAUGCUCAGGCUGGGGAACCCGGGAAGAUGUGGCCUCGUUUGGGUUGUGGCCCAGAAAGAGAGUGCUCGGGGAGUACAAGGAGAGGCGUCCCGGGAAGGCCAGUCUCUGGCCUGCUGCUGCUGUCGCCAGGCCCAGGGACACUCUGGUGUCAGGGGUCACGGGGGAAGAAGGCAGCCCUUCCGGAACAAAACCAUGAGAGUCACUGGGCCUCGCGGGCAGGGAGUGGGGCACACGCAUGCGCGCUCGGUGCUGGAGGCGGGAGGCUGGCUCCGAUAGGGUUUGGCAUCUUGGGCUUGAUUUUUCGUUCCCUCCCUGGUGCCCGCGUGCAGUUCCUGCGCUGUCAGGUCGCCCGGGAGGGCAGGGACAGGGCAGAAGCAUCUUGCCGCAUGCCGGCACAGCUGUCGAACCAGCAGCUGGCACAUGUCCCCCUGGAGAAAGGAGGUGGCGGGCGAAGGGCCCCGGCCCGGUGGGGGAGAUGGUGCGGACCCAGCAGGAGGGGAGCAGGCGGCAGUGAAGGAGGGUCUCGGGUCCUCCCACCCCACCCGCAAUCCCCGUGACCCCACCCCACGAGGGUCCAAAGCCUUCAUUCUCCUCUUCUCCUCGGGCCACGCCCACGUGGUUCCUUCUCCAGGGGCAGUACCACUCAGAAACAUCUGUGCCAAAGAGCGCCUCUCCGAGGCUACUCACCCCCUCCUCCUCGGCGCCUGCGGGGCUGGGGUCACCAGCUCCUCUCCGGGUCUCGUUCCUUGACCGUUUUCUUUCUUUCUUUUUCUUUUCUUUUCUUUCUUUUUUCUUUUUGGGUCACACCCGGUGAUGCACAGGGGUUACUCCUGGCUCUGCACUCAGGAAUUACCCCUGGAGGUGCUCAGGGGACCAUAUGGGAUGCUGGGAAUCGGACCCAGGCCGGCCGCGUGCAAGGCAAACACCCUACCUGCUGUGCUAUCGCUUCAGCCCCUCUAGGCCAUUUUCUGUUGACCACACCUCUGGUCAACAGAUGUGGACGGGCUUUGAGACCCAAGCACCAGGCUGUGGAGUGGAAAGUCCUUGCAGCAGCUUAGUGACCCCUCCACAUCCCCCCUCCCCACAAGGCCCCCUAGGCCUGAGCGGAAGUGCAAGGUUUCAUUUGUCAAACUUGAAAUUCCAGUCUGAGCCCCGCCCCCCCCUCCGCUCCCACCCAGCCCUGCCAAGGCGGCCCUGGUGCUCCCUGGCCCCCCAGCAGAGCCCUGCCUGGCUGCAUCCUCGGGCCCUCACAUGAGCCACCAGGCGGGUUGGCCCCUGAGCUCUCUUGGGCGGUGCCCACACACACACUCUCCAAAACGCUAGCUAAGGCAGAAGAAAGAAAGAAGUAGAAGAGGGACCGGCUUCUACUCGAGGGGGCGUGUCCGUGAUGGUGAAGAGUGCGUGUGGGAUUUGUGGCGGGUGUAGACGUGAGGUGGGAAGGGGGAUGGCCUCUGAGAAGAUUCCAGACACCUCUGCCCAGGGCACUGUUUGCUGAAGGAGGGAACAGAGGACACAGCCAGGCUUUAUCCUUGAUGAUUCCCUUGGGGAACCGGGAGAAGUGUCGUUAGGGUAUUUCCAUAGUGCUGCUCUCAAGGAUGCGGGGACCCCCCCCCCCCACCCCGUUCUUGAAAUCCCUGAAAGUCUGCACAGGCUCCAGGCAUCACAGUGAAUGGCAGCCAAGUUUCGUCUCCGUGUUAAACUUCAGCCGAGCGCAGCAUGCAUUGCGGUGGACUACAUUCCCGGGGUCGGCCUUUCUGGGCGGUCCCUAGGGGCUCCCUGGCAGAUCUGUUUCCAGAGGGGGGCUGCCUUGCUCUUGAUGGAACGACAGGGAGUCCUGCUUCAGAGCGGGCAUUCUGCAGGGGGGAAGCUGGAGGGUGGAGGGACACCCAGGGUCUGCGUGGAGCCUGAGGCCGUCUCCGCACAGGUUCUGUCUGGCACGGUGUGGUGGAGCGCGAGAAAGUCCUGUGCUCACCUGAGCUGCCACGGGAAGAUCCCGGGCGUGAUGCUGGCUGUGAGCUGUGCCCCACACAGGGCUGCUGAGGCUCAGAAGGUGGUCAGGGCAGGCCACCCCCAUCCUGGACUCCCACCUUUCCUUGACACGCAUGGGAAGAGCUGGGGCAGUACUGCCUUGGGCCGCCUCCUUGGCAGAACUAUGCUGGGAAUUUGAGUCAGCCUUCUGCUUUCAGGAGUCCUGAGCCUGGAGACAGCUUGGAUCUCCCCUCUUGCGGGUCAGAGGGCAGGUGGCGUGAGCCAGACUUGAGAUUGAACUGGUUGUGGAGAAGGUCUCUGAAUCUUUUUAAUUCAGCGCAUCCACCAGACACCCAUUUUCCCAUCCGCCCCACCCCAGAGGUGAUAAGUUUUGUGCUUGUGAGGGACAUCUGUGUUCCUGGCUGUGGGACAUCGGAGCCAGUGCAGUGCAGUCUGUAGAGAGCCUUAGUUCCAGGGGGUUCACUGCUUGUUCUUAAAUCAUUGGUAUUUGAAAUGCAUUGUGGGUAUGACUGCCUUCUGCAUGGCAGCAGCAUACACGAUACAGAUGGUUUUUACUACUAUAGAUAGGCUGUAAAUAAGUGCUUUGGGGGUAGGGAAAUAGCUCCUAACAAACCAGUAUUUGUCUCCUAUGUCGUUAGCACUUGGAAAUCAAUAAAUCCAGACUUUCGCAAACGCCACCGACUGUUAAAAACCUAACUCUACUUUUGGAGAGUUUGUCAACACCUAGUGAUCAAUGCCUUAUUCUUCAUCUAGGAUUGUUUAGAUUCUGGAUAGAAAGAGUUUUUAGACCUUUCCAUCUGCUGCUUAGCCGACUUAGAGACCUGACUAGAACCCGUCUUCAUUCUUCUUAAACAAACCAGGCAGACAGUGAAUUUCCUGGUCAGGGCUACCCCAUGGUAGGAAAAGCUCAGUAUCGCUAUUGCCAAAUAUUUCCGAGAGUGGGAGGAAGCAUAGGGGGCCACACAACUUUUUUUUUUUCCUGUCCAUUUUCAAGUACGAAGAUUUCUUUUGUGCCUUUGUGUGCACAGCUUGGGCUGUAGGAAAGAGAGUCAGCCUUGACAAAUCACGCAGAAUCAAAGAACAAGAUGAAACAUUUGCCCCAGUUCUGCACACCAGAGCUUUGUAACCACGAUGAUGGGAGCCUCAGGUUGAAAAAAAAAUGCCAGUAAUCGAAUUAUGAUGGUGCACACGAAGGAAGCUACUCCUUGAGUGUGUUUCCUGUGGGUGCCGGAGUGCUCCGUGCCCCCCUCACCAGCUGGUCUGGGUCAGAGCAGGAAACACCUGUCUACACCCCUGUUUGUUUAGUGGGUUAUUCACAGGCUCAGACCAACCCCACAGUUGAUUAGAGAGGGAAAUGGGGCAUCACUCUCAUGCCGGUGGGGACCUGGGAAAAAGAAAGCAGAUAAAUAAAACAUGCCCAUCAGCAGGAGAAAGCAAGUCAGUUGCAACGGGACCUUCCUCGGCCCCUCUUGACGGCUGACCCAGUAGCCCCCGCAGCUUUGGUCCUGUUGUGGUCCAUCCGGUACAUCCCCUGCUCUGGGCUGUCCUAUGCCCAGAAGUGAGGAUGCACAGGGAGACAAGGUCCUUCUGGUCAGCUCCCAUCCAAGCAAACGCCAGCACACUUUCUAACUGGUAAUUUAAUGAUUGGAAAAAGAGAUUCAAAACAGCCACCACCCUUUGCUUAGGUCCGGUCCAAAUUAUGAACUAGUGUUUCUCCAUUUUAGAAAUUGUUCUUUACAGUGAAAAGAAAAAUAAAACCCUGAGUUGUGGAUACAGUCCUCUAUGUGCUCUUCUCCAUGCUGCCAUUAAGCCAAAUCAAAAGCUGUGAAAAAAAGUGAGUUCUCCAGGAAGUGUGUGCGUGGGAAAGUGGUUUAUUCACAGGUUCAAGUUUCUGUUUUGCAAAGUUACCAAACUUUUACAAAGAAUGUCACCCUUUCUUCUUCUUGUCAUGGAAUCCAGAAUUUUUUUUUAAGUUUUUUUGUUGCAUUUUAGAUGAUGACGCAAGUUUUUCGUCAACUUUUUCAUAUGUGUAUAAAAAUUCUGUUGUUUACUAUGGGAUUAGUAUUACAUUUUGAGGUAAACAAAAGAAUUUGUAUUGCUUGAUAAACUAUCCGCUCGUAAAUUUAAAAAUAUUUCUUUACCUCAAUUAACUUAAAGUAAUGGACCAAUAAAGAUAUAAAAGAUGCUUUCUUUA
Messenger RNA from Sorex araneus (European shrew), 7783 nucleotides. RefSeq names its product sorting nexin family member 30 (gene SNX30). The transcript is spliced from 9 exons. Gene Ontology annotation, cellular component: cytoplasm. Gene Ontology annotation, molecular function: phosphatidylinositol binding; protein binding. Bases 115 to 1428 code for a protein of 437 amino acids. NCBI's taxonomy places the organism in Eukaryota, Metazoa, Chordata, Mammalia, Eulipotyphla, Soricidae. The record is from RefSeq and is a predicted model, not a curated record.